AUGGCCCAAAUAAUCUCUUACUUUGUUCGCCGCAAAAACCAGCGGAGAGGACAAACCAAACACGCGCCACAGCACAAGCCACAGCACCAGACAGAGCACAGGCCACGGGAAGCGACCGGGGGCAGGAAGGGGGGCACCGCAGGGCCAGAGGAAGGGGGAGAGACAACCCGGGGGCGAAGGAGGCCAAGGACAGGGGGGGAAGCAGAGGGGCGCCACCAACGGGGAGGAAAGGGGAAAAAGGGGGGGGCACGGGAGGGGCCACAGGAACGGGAGGAGGGACAAGGGGAGGGGACCGACGGGCCACCAACGGGGGAGAGAGGGCGGGCACGGAGGGGAAAGGGAGGAGGGACGAGAGGCACGACGGGCGCCACCCACGGGGGAGAGGAGGGCGGGCACGAGGGGAAACAGGAACGGGGACUAGGAACGGGGGAAGAGGGGAGAGAGGGGAGGGCAACGACGGGCGCCACCAACGGGGGAGAGCAGGGCGGGCAAGAGGGGACACAGGAAAGGGGGCAGAGGCAGCGGGGCGGAGGAGAGGGGAGUGCAGCGAAAAGGGGCCACUCAAACGGGGGAGAGGAGGGCGGGCACGAGGGGGCAAGGAACGGGGACGAGGGACGAGAGGGGAGGGCACCGACGGGCCCACUUCCAACGGGGGAGAGGAGGGCGGGAACGGAGGGGGAAAUUACUUUUCUAGUCAUCUGUUAA
This is a messenger RNA of Vigna umbellata (rice bean), 705 nucleotides long. The record is from RefSeq and is a predicted model, not a curated record. NCBI's taxonomy places the organism in Eukaryota, Viridiplantae, Streptophyta, Magnoliopsida, Fabales, Fabaceae.